Micropterus dolomieu (smallmouth bass) is the source of this 617-nucleotide messenger RNA. Its product is annotated as leukocyte cell-derived chemotaxin-2-like. The record is from RefSeq and is a predicted model, not a curated record. Bases 88 to 549 code for a protein of 153 amino acids. NCBI's taxonomy places the organism in Eukaryota, Metazoa, Chordata, Actinopteri, Centrarchiformes, Centrarchidae. The transcript is spliced from 4 exons.
CAUCUAUAAAACCCGAGUGACGCUUGAACGCAGCAUCAGUGUGCACAGGAGAAGCUCUCUGUCCGGACCAGACUCUGAGACCUGAAGAUGAGACGAGCCGCCGUUCUGCUGGCUGUGCUCUGUGUGUGUGUGUGUGAUGGAGUGAAGUUCGGUCAGCUCUGCAGUGGAAACUCAGCCAACAGCAGGAGGACGUCGGACAGCUGGGGAGAGGGACGCUACGGAGCCGGACGGGGCGGCAGGACCCACCAGGGUCUGGACAUCGUGUGCAGCGACGGGUCGACCGUCUACGCUCCGUUUGAUGUGACUCUCCACGGAAAGGUCACCGUGUACACCGACCCCGCCAAGGCCGCCAUCAACAGCGGCAUCAACCUGAGAGGAGAGGGUCUGUGUUUCAAGCUGUUCUACGUUCGGCCGGAUAAAACCUCCGGAUCAGUGAGGAAAGGCGAGAAGAUCGGCACCAUGCUGCCCAUGCAGAGCGUUUACAGAGGAAUCACCUCCCACGUCCACGUCCAGAUGUGCGACAGGAGUGACCCCACGCCGUACUUCUGAUCCACUACGGAGGACCUCUGUGACACCUGAGCUCUUUAAAUGUAGAAACUAAUAAAAUGUAAAGAGCA